GGCUGGGCGCGCAGAGCCACCAUGCCGAACUGGGGAGGCGGCAACAAAUGCGGCGCCUGUGGCCGCACCGUCUACCAUGCCGAGGAGGUGCAGUGCGACGGGAGGAGCUUCCACCGGUGCUGCUUCCUCUGCAUGGUCUGCCGGAAAAACUUGGACAGCACAACUGUAGCGAUUCAUGAUGCUGAAGUUUACUGCAAAUCUUGCUAUGGGAAAAAGUAUGGCCCGAAAGGUUACGGUUAUGGGCAAGGGGCAGGCACGCUGAACAUGGACAGGGGAGAGAGACUAGGCAUCAAGCCUGAGAGCACGCCCUCUCCCCACCGACCCACAACAAAUCCAAACACUUCAAAGUUCGCUCAGAAGUUCGGAGGGGCAGAGAAAUGCUCUAGGUGUGGCGAUUCCGUUUAUGCGGCAGAGAAAGUAAUAGGAGCUGGAAAGCCAUGGCACAAAAACUGCUUCCGAUGUGCCAAGUGUGGAAAAAGCCUAGAAUCUACAACCCUAACUGAAAAAGAGGGAGAAAUCUAUUGUAAAGGUUGUUACGCGAAGAACUUUGGCCCCAAGGGAUUUGGGUACGGCCAGGGAGCGGGCGCCCUUGUUCACGCCCAGUGAGGGGGCACAGCUCAAAACCCUUUAUGGCUCUGCUGAGAUCCUGCUACAAGAAACAAGAGAGUUUCCUAAAUGUUACUAACUACUGUGAAACGGAUACUAGUUACUGUAGUGCUUGGGCAUAUGUUCAGCAGAUAAUGAUUUUUUUUUUUUUAAAAACCAAAAAGCACUGCUUUUUUCCUUGCUUUGUGUAUCACACUGUAACACUUUUAAUACUGAGUAUCAAUUCAAUAAAGCUUUGCUUGUUGAUAUACCCUAAA
Messenger RNA from Gymnogyps californianus (California condor), 863 nucleotides. It is a transcript of the gene CSRP2, whose product is annotated as cysteine and glycine rich protein 2. Gene Ontology annotation, cellular component: cytoplasm; Z disc; nucleus. Gene Ontology annotation, molecular function: structural constituent of muscle; actinin binding. The transcript has 5 exons. Gene Ontology annotation, biological process: sarcomere organization; muscle tissue development. The record is from RefSeq and is a predicted model, not a curated record. NCBI's taxonomy places the organism in Eukaryota, Metazoa, Chordata, Aves, Accipitriformes, Cathartidae. Bases 22 to 606 code for a protein of 194 amino acids.